Dermacentor silvarum is the source of this 669-nucleotide messenger RNA. RefSeq lists its product as uncharacterized. NCBI's taxonomy places the organism in Eukaryota, Metazoa, Arthropoda, Arachnida, Ixodida, Ixodidae. The record is from RefSeq and is a predicted model, not a curated record. The transcript is spliced from 3 exons. Bases 1 to 669 code for a protein of 222 amino acids.
AUGGCGACCGCCUCGACAGCUGCGGCGGCGGCUGCGGCGGCGCAGGGGAACCCGACGAAUAGCAAGACAUCGAUGCGGCUAGCUGACGCCUCCGAUCCUGAGCGCGACAGCAUGGAAUACCAAGACGCCGAUACACCGGAGCAAGGAGACAAGGAAUGUAAGAGAAGACUAAAGCCUCAAGCACGCCCCCGUGCCUCCAUAAAAACACGUAUUAAGAACCCUUGGAAAGACACACCCAAGCAGCCACCACCAGGACCAAGAUGGCUCAGCUCGGAUGACUCGGAGGACGAAGAGGAGGAAUGGCCUUCGCUACACAGAGAACACAAGACAAAAGCCAGAGGUGAAUCACGAUGGAGAUCCCGCACCAGAACAUCAAAUCCAGCCAACCCGAAGAGGUCCAAGAAGGCAUCACGCUCCCAGUCCCGGUCAAGAUCGAGCACAGGAGACGAGGACAUAGAUAUCCCCCGCCCAAAACCCCACUACCCGCAGCUCAACCCUAAGCCCAGGGCUCCAGGGAACAAGUCGGAGAACACAGAUCACAAAAAGGGGGACCCUAUCGACAGCGAGAACCUGGGCCAUCCUAAGAAGUAUGAUAGAUCCAGAAAACACAAAGACCGCAACUACGCGAACCCUCAGAACACUAACCGGCACAUACCAAGGCGACAAUGA